UGUUGCGUAGCUUCCGCCACUUCGUCAUCACAGUGUGUUCUACCUAUAUUUUUAGAUGGAAAGGAAGCCGACCUUUCAGAGCAUAGAAGAGAGCCACUUGGGUUUGCUGAGAGUAUUGAAACAAUGGUUAAGAAGCCAGAAAGACCGCGCUGGGCUAAAUUUGCCACGAACGGUUACAUUAGGUCAUCAUGCAGGAUGUCGCCACAGGCAAGAAAUUCCUCACUUAUUGAUACUUCCCAAAUCCGACGACGAAAUAGGUAUAUGUAUCAAAAAGUCUCCGGCUUUUCUUUACAUCCUCCUGGCAAACGAUGCACCGUUGGAUGUUAUGGACUACUACAAUGUUACUCCAAUAAAUUAUCAUACAAAAAUAAAAAUGAUAAAAUAUUGCCUCAGUCAAGGACUCGACCCGAAUUUCGGCACACGCGAUGACACUCUAUUGCAUCACGUUCUAGCUGAGUUCAGCUUUGAGGACACCAACUGUGAAGAUUUGGACGAAAUGGUUUGCUUACUUUUGUAUUACGGUGCACUUCCUACAGAAGAAUUUCAACAUGAUGGUGAGAUGUACACAGCCUUUGACUACGUUUGUUUGCACAUGUUGGACGAAGUUUCGUCGUUUGUUUUCGAACAGCUGUUUCUGUACACUUUUGGAGACGGAGAGUGUGCAGGGAAGAUUUCUUUAAAGGCGUUUCUUAGAGUAGUAGGAACCGAAAAGUACUUGAGAAAGUACAGAAAAUGUAACCGCAAAAGACGUAUAAUAGAUGAGCUUAAGAAUCUCGAUCUUGAGUUCACUAUAGGCGAGGAUGAGAUGAGGUAUGAGAUACUGGAAAUUUUUGUGGAUAUGGAUUUUGUUUGCUGUAUGGAUAUGGUGAAGAGGUGUCCGGACGCUCUAAGGGCCGUAUUAGAAGAAAGUGAGGUGUACUUUUUUGAGAAAAUUUAUGAAUUUACGAAAAUAAUGGAUUGGGUAGUUUCACAAGAGAACGUCUUCAACAGUGCGGUGGAUUUUUUUGAAAAUAUAAGCAAUGAAGAACUUUAUGAGACUGUGGAGGACGCUGGAGAACAAGAUGCGAUGAAAUUUAUAUUUUUUAUUUUACAGUAUGGUUUUAAAUGUCCUACGGACCUGCGGGACUUCGUCUACCAAAAAUUUGGCGACUGCCAGCUAUUCCGAACACUGUUACACGUAGACACCUCUCAUUCCGUGUAUAACCCCAGUGAGCCGUAUAACAACAACCGUAGGAAAAUGUUUAGUGUCAUUGUCGCCGAUUUUUCUUUAACUGUGCAUAAUAUCGCCGAAACAAUUUCUUGUUCAAGUUGGACACUUUAUGGAACAGUCUUGAAAACAGAAUACGGUUACUUGACACCGACUGACGCAAAUAAACUUUUGGAUUUUUUCGUUCAUCCAAAGUUAGUCCAGUCUUUUCUGGACACACCAGAUUUACCGAAGCGUGUCUUUAAUAAAAUACAGUGUCUUCCAAAAGUGCCGCUACUUCAAGAACUAGCCAGAGACGCUUUUAAAGUACACCUGGUGCGCAGCUUUGACGUAAAGACUACGAAGGACUUUUAUACGUUGGUUGGUUCGCUUCCUGUAGGGAUUGGUUUCAAAAAAAUGAUAUCUUUGGAACAGACACUCUACAACGUGAUUUCGCCUGAAGAUGCCAGAAGUGGCAACAAAGACUAUUACAACAUUUUUUAAUUGAUUUAUUUGUUUUUUAUUUUACAUUUUUAUAGUUAAG
Molecule: messenger RNA, 1730 nt
Organism: Zophobas morio
Lineage: Eukaryota; Metazoa; Arthropoda; Insecta; Coleoptera; Tenebrionidae
Exons: 2
Coding region: 56-1690 (544 amino acids)
Source: RefSeq, a predicted model, not a curated record